Athalia rosae (coleseed sawfly) is the source of this 1685-nucleotide messenger RNA. RefSeq names its product beta-ureidopropionase (gene pyd3). Lineage: Eukaryota; Metazoa; Arthropoda; Insecta; Hymenoptera; Athaliidae. The coding region runs from base 471 to 1577 and encodes 368 amino acids. Gene Ontology annotation, molecular function: beta-ureidopropionase activity. The transcript has 5 exons. The record is from RefSeq and is a predicted model, not a curated record.
UUGACAGUAUCUAUCCUGAUUCAACGUUUUAUUAUGUCAAGUAAAGUUGUGUAUGUAUUAUUACCGAUUCCACAAGUGCUUUCAAUUGAACGUUUGUGUAUCAUUAAAUGCUCAAUCAGUAGCGACUAUAAAUGGGGCACACCAAAGAGCAAAGGCUCAUUCACCGUUUACUUUCAGUGAGACGACACUGCUGAAACGCGUCAGUUUCUUAUCGCGCGGCAGUGGGUUCGGCAAUAAAUAUUCGGGUUGCUCGUUAUUCGUGUCCCGGUUGGUCCGCCACCAUAAAAAAAAAACCAAAAAAAUUCUCAUAUUAGUGGCAUUUGAGACUUUUGAUCCACUUCAUAUUGGGUUUGUACACGUCACUGAAUACAUACUCUUCUUUCAUUUGAGAAUUUGUGUUUAGUUGAAUUCUUUUCAUAAAAUGGAAUCUCGUACGUUGGAAGAUAUAUUGAGUAAACAUAUACCAGAAGAUGACCUACGUGAAGUCAAAAGAAUUUUAUAUGGAGGAGAACUGGAGUGAGUAUGAUGUAUGGAAAAUGAAAUUGGCCUUUGCAAAUUCUGACAACAAUCAGGAUCUCGAGGUUCAGGGAUGGAAAUUUGAUGCUUCUAAAGAACAGCUGCGACCGCCUCGUAUCAUCAGAGUCGGUUUGAUACAACAUUCUAUUGUAUUACCAACUACAAGCCCUGUAAAAGACCAAAGAGAAGCCAUAUACCAGAAAAUCACAGCAUAUGUGACAGAAGCAGCUUCAUGCGGUGUGAAUAUACUUUGCCUUCAAGAAGCAUGGCCGAUGCCAUUUGCAUUUUGCACACGGGAGAAAAAGCCAUGGUGUGAGUUUGCAGAAGACGCUUUGACUGGACCUAGCAGUGAGCUGCUUCGAAAGUUAGCACAGCGCUAUAAUAUGGUAAUAAUUUCACCUAUUCUGGAACGGGAUAGUGAUAAAGGUGACACGAUAUGGAACACAUGUGUAGUAAUCGGUUCAGAUGGUAAUAUUAUUGGAAAACAUAGAAAAAAUCAUAUUCCACGCGUCGGAGACUUCAACGAAUCAACGUAUUACAUGGAGGGUGAUACGGGACAUCCUGUCUUUGAGACACGGUUUGGUAAAAUUGGAAUCAAUAUUUGUUACGGGCGUCACCAUCCACAAAAUUGGAUGAUGUUUGGCAUAAACGGAGCCGAGGUAGUAUUCAACCCUUCUGCCACGGUAGGCUUACUUUCUGAGCCACUAUGGCCAAUUGAGGCCCGCAAUGCAGCUAUAGCAAAUAGCUACUACACUUGUGCUAUAAACCGGGUUGGUACGGAAGUUUUUCCCAACGCCUUUACAUCUGGGGAUGGCCGUCCUGCUCACAAAGACUUUGGUCACUUUUAUGGGUCAAGUUAUGUAGCUGCCCCAGAUGGAAGUAGGACACCUGGACUCAGCCGUCAUCGCGAUGGUCUUCUUGUUGCUGAGCUAGAUCUCAAUCUUUGUCGCCAGAGCAAAGAUUCUUGGGGAUUCAGGAUGACUCAAAGACUGGACCUAUAUGCUCGUGAACUUGCAGAGGUAGUCAAAUCUGACUACAAGCCACAUAUAAUACGCGAAUGAGGCUACUAGAGUGACCCAUCUUUAAUAUGUUCAGUUGCACAAAGUUGUACAUUGAUCAUAAAUACAUGAAGUUCUCAAUUAUUUUAAAAAUAAAUACGUAUUUCCAAA